Clunio marinus is the source of this 294-nucleotide messenger RNA. Lineage: Eukaryota; Metazoa; Arthropoda; Insecta; Diptera; Chironomidae. The record is from the annotation of a GenBank genome assembly.
AUGCUAAGAUUGAACGUGAGUAUGAAUGCAAAACUUUCAGUAAAUAAAAUUCGACGAAAAAGUUUUUCUUAUACUGUCAUUAACAUGGCUUACUUUAGUUAUAUCACCUCAAACUUGGUUUUGUUGAAGAAGAUAAAACUUUUUAUUCUUUUGAAGAAACCAAACAAUUCGAUUCUUGAAAUUGAUAGAAUAAAAUGUAAUCGCAGAAAUUUACGUCAUGAUGAUUUAAUCAGCUUUUUAAAAGAAUGUCGUACUUUAAAUACUCAACGAGAAACUAAUUGUGAUUAUUUUUAA